ACGAGUAACAGAAUAAAUCAGAAUAUAUUGUAUUUGAAGAGGAGAAAAGAAAAACAUGGCAGUUGAAGGCCGAAUAACAAUUCUUGACGUUGGACUGAUCGCAAUGGUGGUUCUUCUGGGUCCUGUGGCUGCUGCACAGAGCGAGCAGAGGGAGUGCGCGUAUGCAGAACAGCCACAGGCUCUGGGCGAGCGGAUUGAGAACGCCACCAUCCGCUGUAAUCACGGAGGUCACUGCUUUGGACUCUGGCGGAAAAAAAAUAAUGAAAUCCAACUAGUGAAGCAAGGUUGCUGGACAAAUGUCGGUGACCAUCAGGAGUGCCAUGACCGCUGUGUGGUGACCAACCCUCCGUCAAUUGUCCAAAAUGGAACGUCUCGAUUCUGCUGCUGCAGCAAAGACAUGUGCAACCUAAACUUCACAGAGGACUUCCCACCUCCUUCCCCGACCACCCCACAGCCUCUACGUGAGUACUCGCACCGACUCUACAGAGAGGAAGCCAUCGUUGCCGCUUUAGCAACUGUGUCCAUGGUUGCCGUCCUCGUCAUUUUUCUUUUUUUUGGCUACCGGAUGCUAAGAGGAUGUGGUAAACACUCUUUGCAUACCUUGGAUAUUCUGGAGGCAGCACUUUCCCCUCCUUCUCUGGAUUUGGACAACCUUGUUCUGCUGGAGCUGAUUGGCCGGGGCCGGUACGGAACCGUGUAUCGCGGUUCACUGGACGACCGAUCUGUGGCUGUGAAAGUUUUCAUCUCCUCUAACCGCCAGCAGUUUACCAACGAGCGUUUGAUUUACCGCAAUCUCCUGGAUCACGAGAACGUAGCACACUUCUUAGAGAGCGAGGAACGUGUCGGCACAGAAGGCAGGACAGAGUUUCUCCUCUUGCUGGAGUUUUACCCUCAUGGCUCACUGUGCAUGUAUCUGAGCGGGCGGACUGUGGACUGGCUGGGCUGCUGUCGUUUGGCUCUGUCGGUGACCAGAGGGUUGGCGUACCUGCACACAGAGAUACAGAAAGGGGACUUGUAUAAACCGGCCGUGUCUCACCGGGAUCUGAACAGUAGGAAUGUACUGGUGAAGACAGAUGGCUCAUGUGUUAUUAGUGAUUUUGGACUUUCCAUGAUUCUGACGGGAAAGAGACCACCUGGGCAUGGAGAAGAGGACAACAGUGCCAUCAGUGAGGUUGGUACAGUGCGGUACAUGGCCCCAGAAGUGCUAGAAGGGGCAGUGAAUCUGAGAGAUUGUGAGUCGGCACUGAAACAAGUGGAUGUUUAUGCGCUGGGUCUGCUUUACUGGGAGACCUUUAUGUGUUGUGCCGACCUCUUCCCAGGUGAGACAGUGCCAGCAUUUCAGAUGGCUUUUCAGGCAGAGGUGGGCAAUCACCCUACCAUAGAGGACAUGCAGGCACUCGUGUCGAGAGAAAAAGAAAGACCCAAAUUCCCAGAGGCCUGGAAAGAGAAUAGUCUGACAGUGCACUCUCUAAAAGAGACAAUGGAAGACUGCUGGGAUCAGGAUGCUGAAGCUCGACUUACAGCUCAGUGUGCAGAGGAGAGACUCACUGAACUUCUCCUCAUCUGGGAUCGAGAAAAAUCAGUUAGUCCUCCUCUCAACCCCAGCACUGCCCUGUAUAACCACAGGAAUAUCUCUACUGGAAGGCAGACACCUAAGGUGGGUUCUUUCCUUGAACACUCAUCCACAAACACUGAAAACCAUGAGGGUGCUGAUAAACCCCUCCACAAUGACACCUCAGUGGGAGGGUCUAACCCUGCAGAGAAGAACAGGAACUGCAUCAACUAUGAGUGGCAGCAGGCCCAAUCACGUCAGUCUGGCACAGAAAGCUCCUCCCCCACUCCUGUUUUAGAGUCAUGCAAUGCCACUCAGCCUCCACCAGUGGGCAACAGUGGUCCCCUCUGUGCUCAGCUGACCCGGGAAGACCUGGAGACACUAAAACUGGACCCAAGUGAAGUCCAAAGGAACUUGAGGGAGAGCUCAGAUGAGAGCCUAAUGGAACAUUCGCAGAAAGAGUUCUGCUCUCCGGAAACAAUGACCUCGCACAGCCCGUUCUACCCCCACACGAAGAUGGUAUCUGAGGUUUCGGGGUCACAGGGUUCCAGUCGGGCUGCUGACACCCCUAUAACCAUCUUACCUAAGCAGCAGAACGUCCCUAAGAGACCGAGUAGCCUAAGUCUCCAUGCCAAGCCUUCUGGGAAAACACCCACCUCGUCAUCUUCAUCACUACGGAUGAAGUUUGGAAAACUUGGAAAGUCGAAUCUGAAAAAAGUUGAGAUGGGUGUGGCUAAAGCCAGUGUGGUGAGCACAGCACAUGAAGUCAGGUCAAUUACCGUUGCCAACAACGAUGCUGUGACAGCAGUGAAUAAAUAUCCGACCGGAGCAGCACCUGAGCCAGCAGGAUGCCCAGCCAACGCCGCCGAUGUCCAUUGGAAGGGCGCCAUGAGUUCAGAGGACUUGACCUUCGGCCUCUUGAACACUAGCCCUGAUGAGCAGGAGCCUCUUCUGAGAAGAGAUGCGCACCCUGACAAUGCAAACAACAAUAACAGUAAUAACAACAACGGCGAAGGAGAGGGUGAUGGAGACACUGAGGAUGGAGAAGGAGGAGAGAACAGUGAGAGUGUUGGUCCAACAGGGGACGCUCCAUUGGCUUCUACCGUGGAGCCUGUUGCUUUGCCUGGCCCUUGUCCUGCCCCAACUGUGGUUCCUCCACAGGCCCAAACCCAAGCUCAGACACACGGAGAGGCCCUGCUCAGACAGAACCGUGUGCGCAGACCCGAGAGACCCAACUCACUGGAUCUGUCCAUCACCACACUGCCAUUACUGGGAGGCAAGUCUGCCGGUGACGUGACAGAGGGAUCAGGAGAUAAAAUCAAGAAGCGGGUGAAGACACCUUACGCUCUGAAGAAGUGGCGUCCUGCCAGCUGGGUUAUCACCACGGAUACAAUGGAUGCUGAAGUCAACAACAACAAAUGUCAUGGAGGGCCCGGGCAGAACCAGAAUCAGGCUGGUACCAGCAGACCUAAAUCAGCCUCGGCUGUGUAUUUAGGUAGUCGAGGAGGAUCUCGCUUCUCAGAUCCCAGUGACUGUGACUUUUGAACUUUGACCUCAGUUUGAUCUUGAAAACAGGCUAAAAUCGUAUAAACAUUCAACUCUACAGCUCUAAACAGUCUGAAGGCUGUGGAGACAGAUGUGGACUGGACCAUAUACAUGUCUUAAAUUUAAACCCAAUUGUAAGCACAGUAAGAGUCUUAGUGGCUUUACAUUGAAAAGAGCUAUGCAGCCAUCUUUUAGUUUAAUGUUUGUAUGUUUUUGCGUUAAGUCAAUUUUUAGUUGCACUUUUUUGCUACAAGUUAUAAAUCAUAAUUAUUUUGACCAUUCAAAAUGGUCCCUAAUAUUUAACCAGUGUAAAUGUGUACUUAAUCGUCACACUCCCAAGGUCAAGUAAAACCUGGAAAUAUCAGGGAAUUUUCUAAAUACUAGACCUGGAAGAAAAGGAAACAAAAUCUUAAGAGUAAUAGAAAAUUAUAUAGUCAAUAUAAAUUAUGUUCAUCUCUCUCUUUGUGAGUGUAACCUCUACAAAACUAUUACAAAUAUUAAAAAAGAGUUAUAAAUCCAAUAGCUAGAAUCUGUGGGAACCCUUUUUUAAGAUUAUAGGGCUACUCAUUAACAUUCAUUUUAAGAAUUUUGCAUGAAUGGUGACAAAGCUUUAAUUUUUGCCCAUGCAGACCUGAAAAAUGUUUACAUUCUCUACUACUUUACCAUGCCCGGUUUCCUGCAGCUUUGAGAUUUAUCAGACGAUAUGUUCCAGUGUGACUGUGGUCAUGGCAUCUGAUACUUGUAAGCGCUGUUGUGCGUGCAAAAACUAUUCCCUUCUGAGUCAACACACUAUAAAAAAAGCAAUUCAACACAUUUCACUGUGGUGGCACUAUGUAUCUCUCAGCAUCACACACUCAAGACUGCAACAAGACAAUGUUUAGAAAUGAUGUGACUGUACAGAGAGACCAUGGCAACAUCUGAUAUGAACAGCCGCAGGCAUCACACCUCUCGCUUUUUUGGAUAAGCUUUACUCAGAGACGAAAGACAAAGCUGCACUGGGUCUGGUAAACUGACUGUUCUGGAUCCCGUUAAAAUGUCUAAUGAUGCUUUGGACCUACCGGUACUUGUCAUUUACUUAUUUUUCUAUGUGUGAGUGAGUGUGCAUGAGCGCACAAGAUAAGUUCUCUGGGUGUUUGUUCCUGUGUCUUUGUGACUCGUCUUUGAUCGUGUGAAAGGUUUUUGUGUUGCAUGUUUGUAUCUAUUCUUGUGGGGAUGUGCAUCUUCAUAUGCACUUACCUGUUCUAGUCAUUUGAUAAACAAGGAGACAAGUUUAAAAAAAAACUAGUCUUUUUUUCAAAGCACAGCACACAAGAGCAGCAUUUUAUGCUAUGCACAAAGACAUGAAGCAAGCAGCUCUGGUCUGAAAUCAAACAUUCUUGUGUUACCAAAAUGCUCUCGCAUGUCAGUGAUAAUUGACUGGACGCUGUCAUUAUAAUCGUAUAAACAGAGUCCCAUAUUAUCCUCACCUUAACUGACUGUUGCAUGUCUUAAAUGCAUCUUAAAGAGCACAAGAUACUUUCAGCUGCGACCCUGGUGUGUUUAUGCACAUGUGCAUGUAUGCGUGGAUGAGUGUUUGUAUGAUGUUAUUCACCUGUUAACACAAUCGUUGUAGUCGUAGUGUCGUGAUCAAUCAUUUUAUUACCCCUUGCUGAAACAUUUUGAAAAUUGUGAUUUGUAUAAGAAGGUGCAGACUGUAAAAGUGUAUUGUUAUCUGCAGAUUUAAAUUAAAUUAUGCUUUGCAUUUG
Rhinichthys klamathensis goyatoka is the source of this 4842-nucleotide messenger RNA. RefSeq names its product bone morphogenetic protein receptor, type II a (serine/threonine kinase) (gene bmpr2a). Gene Ontology annotation, molecular function: transforming growth factor beta receptor activity; ATP binding. Gene Ontology annotation, cellular component: signaling receptor complex; plasma membrane. Gene Ontology annotation, biological process: cellular response to growth factor stimulus; BMP signaling pathway; protein phosphorylation. Lineage: Eukaryota; Metazoa; Chordata; Actinopteri; Cypriniformes; Leuciscidae. Bases 56 to 3097 code for a protein of 1013 amino acids. The transcript has 13 exons. The record is from RefSeq and is a predicted model, not a curated record.